Molecule: messenger RNA, 1326 nt
Organism: Penicillium cosmopolitanum
Lineage: Eukaryota; Fungi; Ascomycota; Eurotiomycetes; Eurotiales; Aspergillaceae
Product: putative erythromycin esterase
Exons: 2
Coding region: 1-1326 (441 amino acids)
Biological process (GO): response to antibiotic
Source: RefSeq, a predicted model, not a curated record
AUGACGCAUCUACAGGAAUUAUUCAAUCGGGCAAUUCAACCCUUGCCUGCAAUUGAUGACGAUAACUUCGCGUCCCAUUUCGAUAUCUUUGCCGGUAAACAGCUUGUACUCUUAGGUGAUGGCAGCCACGGGACCUCGGAAUUCUACUCGGCACGAGCAGAAAUUACCAAGCGACUCAUCCAGAAACAUGGCUACACAAUGGUUGCCCUCGAAGCAGACUGGCCUGAUGCUGAGGCCAUCGACCGCUACGUUCGCAUGCGACCGGGACCCAAAGCAGGUGUAGGUGGCAUAGCCAAGGGACACGAACCAUUUAAACGAUUUCCAACUUGGAUGUGGCGCAACUGUGAAAUGCAAGACUUGGUGGAAUGGGUACGCGACUGGAACACGCGCCAACCACCAGAAAACCGCGCAGGGUUCUAUGGCUUGGACCUUUACAGUAUGGGAGCUUCUAUCAGUGCAGUCAUCGAUUAUCUUGACGGCAUAGACCCCGCAGCAGCCAAGGUGGCGAGAAAACGAUACAGUUGCUUGGAACCAUGGGUGGAAGAUCCUACUUCAUACGGACUGGCCUCUUUGCACGGUAUGAAAGACUGCGAAAGCGAAGUUAUAAAUAUUCUGCGAAAUCUCCUCAAUCGGAGAAUGGAUUAUAUUCAGAAAGAAGUGGGUGGCGGCGAAGAGGAAUUCCAGAGCGGAAAACAGAAUGCCUAUCUGGUGCGUGAUGCGGAGAAAUACUACAAAGCGAUGUACUGGAGUUCGGCAACAUCGUGGACAAUGCGAGAUACGCACAUUACCGACCCCCGCCUGAGACAUAAAGCGAUUGUCUGGGCUCACAACUCGCACGUCGGUGAUGCGCGUUAUACCAGCAUGGGACUCCGUCGGAAUGAAGUCAACAUCGGUCAGUUAUGCCGGGAAAGACUAGGCUGGGAGAAUGUCUGCAUUCUUGGAUGCGGAACUCAUACCGGUACCGUUGCAGCUGCUCAUGACUGGGAUGAGGACAUGGAGGUGAUGGAUGUGAAUCCUUCUAUGGCUGAAAGCUGGGAAAUGGUAGCUCAUGAGACCGGCGUCCCGAGUUUCCUAAUUGACCUUCGUCGCGGUAGUAUUGAUCGCUCUCUACGAGCGGCAAUGGCAGCUGAAGAGAAAAUUGAAAGGUUCAUCGGUGUGAUAUAUCGGCCCAAUACUGAGCGAGGGUCCCAUUAUUCUCAUGCCUUUCUUCAUAAGCAGUAUGACGGAUAUAUCUGGUUUGAUCGCACUGAAGCCGUGAAGCCUCUAGAGACCAUUCAGCCGAAGACAGUUCUUGGGAAAGAAGAAACAUAUCCCUUUGGUCUAUGA